GUGUUAUAACAACUGAAUUACCUACUGAUGAAGUUAUUGUUGAAGACCAUUCUCAUUUCAGAAGGAAGGAUCAAUCAAUAUCUGUAGAAGAAGGAAAGAAAGUACUUGAAAAUGCUAAAAAAUCCUUGGAACAAGAAUUUGCUACAGAAAAAGAUGUUAAGUAUGUUAAAGAGUUAAUAAAAUGUUUAAAUAAUAUUGAAUAUAAGGCAAAACUUCAGUCUUUGUUGACAGAAUUUUAA
Molecule: messenger RNA, 239 nt
Organism: Entrophospora candida
Lineage: Eukaryota; Fungi; Glomeromycota; Glomeromycetes; Entrophosporales; Entrophosporaceae
Source: the annotation of a GenBank genome assembly